AUGGGUAAACGCAAGGAGAUCAAAGAUAACGAUGUCGAAAUGGGCGGCACUGACCCCCGCGUGGACGGCGAUGAGUCCGACGAGGACAUGGACAUUGUGAAUGUCGAUUUCGAAUGGUUCGACCCUCAGCCGAUCGAUUUCCACGGUCUUAAGGUCCUCCUCCGCCAGCUCUUCGACUCCGAUGCCCAGCUCUUCGACAUGUCCGCUUUGUCGGACAUGAUCCUCGCGCAACCGUUGCUGGGAUCAACAGUGAAGGUAGACGGUAACGAGUCGGAUCCGUAUGCCUUCUUGACCGUGCUCAACCUCCAGGAACACAAGGACAAACCCGUCAUCAAAGAUUUGAUAUCCUACCUCCAGCGUAAAGCAUCGUCGAAUCCCGACCUCGCCCCUCUUUCCCAGCUCCUUUCCCAAACACCCGUUCCUCCGAUCGGAUUGAUUCUUACCGAGCGAUUGAUCAAUAUGCCCGCCGAAGUGGUUCCUGCGAUGUACACCAUGCUGAUGGAGGAGAUUGCGUGGGCUAUUCAAGACAAGGAGCCCUACAAGUUCUCGCAUUACCUGAUUGUGUCCAAGAAUUAUGAAGAGGUUGAGUCGAAGUUGGACAUGGAGGACUCGCGGCCGCAGAAGAAAAAGAAGAAGUCGGCUGGUAAGGCUGAAAAGUUUUACUUCCACCCUGAGGAUGAGAUUCUGGAGAAGCACACGCGGUGCUUCGGGUCUAUCGAGUACACACAUAAACACGAUGAGGGACACUCGGAUUCGAAGCGCGCGUUCCAGGAGGCGGGUAUCAGGACCAAUGGAAGUCUGAUGCUUUUCGAUGCGGAUAAACUCGAGGGUGCGAUCAAAGAGAUGAAGGACUUCUUGCAGCCUCCGGUAUGA
This is a messenger RNA of Aspergillus bombycis, 873 nucleotides long. Its product is annotated as protein-transporting protein BCP1. Gene Ontology annotation, cellular component: nucleus. The record is from RefSeq and is a predicted model, not a curated record. The transcript has 3 exons. Bases 1 to 873 code for a protein of 290 amino acids. Lineage: Eukaryota; Fungi; Ascomycota; Eurotiomycetes; Eurotiales; Aspergillaceae.